This is a messenger RNA of Cyphellophora attinorum, 2547 nucleotides long. RefSeq names its product Transcriptional regulator WAR1. Gene Ontology annotation, molecular function: zinc ion binding; transcription cis-regulatory region binding; DNA-binding transcription factor activity, RNA polymerase II-specific. The coding region runs from base 1 to 2547 and encodes 848 amino acids. The record is from RefSeq and is a predicted model, not a curated record. Gene Ontology annotation, biological process: regulation of DNA-templated transcription; DNA-templated transcription. Gene Ontology annotation, cellular component: nucleus. NCBI's taxonomy places the organism in Eukaryota, Fungi, Ascomycota, Eurotiomycetes, Chaetothyriales, Cyphellophoraceae. The transcript has a single exon.
AUGUCGGUGAUAUCUCCACAGUCGAGACCGUCUAUUCCGGCGCCUGGCCAGGCGACCGAAGAGUCUCUUUCGUCAUUGCGGAACGCGCUUCAGGAAGCCAGGGAUGCACAGCAAAAUGAGAACGAUUCUCAGCCAGAAGACGAUGGCUCAGCUGAUGAAGCCGGAGGACCUGGAAAGCCCGCAAAACGGCCCAAACGUGCCCGCGCAUGUAUUGCUUGCCGCAACAUGAAGAUCCGGUGUCUGCCUGUUGAAGGCCAGGAAGCAUGUCUUGGCUGCUCCAAGGUCAACCGGGAGUGUGUAAUGCCUGGUCCUGCGCGCAAACGACAGAAGACAGUCCACAAAGUCGCCGAGCUAGAGAAGAAGAUCAACGCAUUAACCGAUGCUUUGAUAAGUCAGCAACAGGCGAAUCCGACACCUCCCAAGAGCAACUCUCCCACUGCUAGUCGGGAUCCGCCCACGAAUACAUCAGCUACUUCAGAUCCAAACCGCGAUCUAGAACGGUUGAAUCAGUACGAUCGUGAUUUAGUUGCCCGGAAGGAGGUCACAUUCGAGCAAGGCGACCUCGAUUGGGGCUGCUCGAAAUGGAACAAAAUCCUGGCCAGCAAGGAUGCCGAGGAACCCUACGUCGAUAUCAUCGAUCGCGGACUGCUUGAUAUAGCAUCUGCGACGAGGAUCUUUGACUACUAUGUUUCCGACAUGCUGCCACACUUCCCACUCCUGGCAUUUCCACCAACCAUCUUCGCGCAAGAUGUCCGGACUGCUCGACCAAUGCUUUUUCUGGCGAUACUUGUGGUCGCUUCUCCGAGUGUUAAACCAGAGCUACACCAAAAUUUGACAGUCGAGCUCACACGACAGCUCUCCGAACGCAUUCUCUUCCUGGGUGAGAAGUCUCUUGAGAUUGUCCAAGCUAUUCUCGUGCACACCAGCUGCUACAGUCGUUCGAAGUAUGCCAAGGAUCUGACCUUCAAUCAACUCAUCCAUUCCGCCAUCGUGAUGUGUCUCGAUCUUGGCAUGGGCAAGCGCUACAAGAAGCUCGAUCGAGAUAGCGUUGAGGAGGCAGAGAUCCGACGGACAUGGCUUGCCUGCUACUACUUCGCCUCUAACGUCUCCAUCCUUCUGCGGCAUCCCUCCCUUGUACGCUGGACACCCUAUCUCGAGGAGUCCUGCGAUUUUUUUCUCAAGUCGCCUGAGUCCGUUGAUAAAGAUCGCUGGUUGUGCGCCAUGGUGCAGUCUCAGCGCAUGGCAGAAGAAAUAUCUGUCGUCUUCAACAUGGACGACCCAAGCAGCACCAUAUCGUUCGGUGACACUGCUACCCAGUACCAGCUGAAAGCUUUCGAGAAGCAGCUCGCAUCGUGGCCUGAAACCGUACCCUCCACCAUCAACAAGCACAUCUCUCAACAUAUGGCCGCUUCGCUAAACCUCUACCUCCACGAGAUCGCCAUCCACCACGACCACAACGUCGACGAUUUCCGACCCGACCCCGAUGGUAUGGACAAGAGCAUGGACCUCGAUCCUAUCACACGAGGUGCACACAAGUUCGACAGCGGCUCAUUUGUCACCACGCGCCACAUCGAUGCCCUCUCGAAGUGCCUCGACGCAUGCCACCAAGUUCUCGACAACUACCUUGCGCUCCCGAUCCAGGUCGCCCGCAGCAUCUCCAAUCUCGGCAUCGUCUGGAACACUUACGCAGCCGUCGCGCUCAUCAAGUUGCAUGGCGUCCUUCACGCACCCGACAGCAAAUUCGGCUCGAUCUUCACGCCGAACCUGAAAGUCGAGUGGUAUCUCGAUUCCUUCAUCCACCGCCUUCAGGAAGUCUCUGCCGAUGGGCGCUGCCCACCAGCCGAAGCAUUCGUAUAUGUCAUGCACAAGCUGCGGCACUGGUUCCAACAUAAGCAUGCACCUAACGUGGACCCAGAGGAGAACGACGUGUGGGGCGUCAUUCACCCAACCGCCAAUGAAGCUCAGAAGAAAGACGCCAAUAACAUAAUGAAAGACAUUCAACAAGGCUACAGUCUUCCGCCCGAGGGUCUGCCUGAUCGGGUGAUCGACUUGGUCGACAACAACGAUGGUAGAGACAACAGCGGCUCUCUCAACGGCCCCAACAUCGCCAUGGUCGGCGCUCAAAGCUUCAGUGGCCCGUCGACCUCUCGCCAAAAUAGCCUCUCCCAACAACAACGGCAGCAGCAACAACAAACACAACAAUCUCAACCGCUAAUUGGCACCUCCAGCAUGCCCGCCUCUCAACUCGACCCCACCAACAACAAUGUCUCCAACAACGGCGCCAGCGGCGGCAUUCUUGGCGGCGGAUUCCCCUCCAGCGCCUGGUCCUCCGCCUUCUCACAGCAUCAAUCCCAAAUGCUGCCCACCCCGCAACAACUCACACAAACCCUGAACCCGCAGCAGCAGGGGAUGUCAAGCGAUCUCAACGCAGCGUACAACGCGCAGAAUUAUAACAUUGAUUGGAGCGAGUUGCAGUUUGGGCGGGGCGAGAUGGAGGUCUUUGAUGAGUUCAUGGGUGAGAGGGGGUGGAUGGGGUAUUUGAUCUGA